CUGUUUCGGUCCCUGUCCUUUCCUUCCGCCGCCAGCUGCUCUUUGGCCUGUCCGGAGGGGACUCCAGGCUAUGCUCAGAAGCCUACCUCGGAUCCCCAGGGCCCUCCCGGCAGGUCCCCGUCAGCCUCUGCCUUUCCCCCAGGGCUUUGAACGGAGGCUGCGGCAGCCUGCCUCCCAGGGUCAUCGCGAGGGCAAGAGCGGUGAGGUGGGAAAAGCCCCCUGUGCAGGGACGGGCAGCUCUCCCGUCUGCAGGGCUUGUGAGAGAGCGGAGCUGCCGCAGCCACAACUUUGAGGAAGUGCCCGUGGGCUGGUGCCGCUUCCUCUUGUGGGCCAGGGAGCGUCGGAGGUUCCCAGAGGCCUGCCUGGCAGCUGAACAAAAGGUUCGUCCUCAGUUUUCUCCAUGCCCAUGGGAAGCUGUUUACCCGGAUUGGGAUGGAGACCUUCCCUGCUGUGGCAGCGGAGGUCCUGAGCGCGUUCCAGGCACUGUUGGAGCACAGCCCCCCACCGAUCGGAAGCACCCGACUGCUGCAGCUCGUGGCCAUCAACAUGUUCGCCGUGCACAACUCUCAGCCGAAAGGUACAGGCAGGCCGGGGGCGGGAGCCCAAAAAGAUUCCCCAGGCUUGGUGCCUGCGGGGGAAUGAGGCCUUGGCUGUGGUGCUGUCCCCAUGCUUGGUGGGAAGGGCUCCUUGUGCGUCUGAAAGACCCUAACCAGGAGCGGGCAGAGUUCUGGAAGCCCCCCUCGCUCUGGAAGUUUGGGGUUCUCUCGGUGCCCUUUCCUUCUGGUGUGUAAAAUUGCU
Molecule: messenger RNA, 798 nt
Organism: Python bivittatus (Burmese python)
Lineage: Eukaryota; Metazoa; Chordata; Lepidosauria; Squamata; Pythonidae
Source: RefSeq, a predicted model, not a curated record